AUGGCAAGACCCUUUCUCGGUUCGUCGAUCCAGUGCUUGCCUUGUGAGCGGACUCCCUCACCUAUGCGCAAGCGUAAAGACCUCGUCAGUUCCAUUCGAGGUCUACUGGUCUUGCCACACCUCUCGCUGCCUAUCUUCGCAUCCGUGGUGCUGGAACAUGAACUUGUCCAGUGGUGCAACUGGAGGACCUUUAAAUCUCUUCACUCCGAGGACACGAAGCCAGCUGAGCUCAUAGUGAUGCGGUCAGCAGAUGUCGCGCGGAAGAAAAUCCGUGCCUUCUCUGCUGGCAACUUCGUGGACCUCAGUGCGGUCUAA
This is a messenger RNA of Parastagonospora nodorum SN15, 315 nucleotides long. RefSeq lists its product as hypothetical. The record is from RefSeq and is a predicted model, not a curated record. Lineage: Eukaryota; Fungi; Ascomycota; Dothideomycetes; Pleosporales; Phaeosphaeriaceae. The transcript is spliced from 2 exons. The coding region runs from base 1 to 315 and encodes 104 amino acids.